UCCUGCCAGUAAAACUAGAAGGGGAUUAAAAAGGAAAUUGAAUCACAAUUCGUCAGCUCCACUGAUCAUCUGGCUAGAGCAGAGAGAAUUAAGAAUGGCUCGUGACCUAGCGGUCAGCGGCGGACAGCUGGAAUUGCGAAGAAAGCAUAAAAGAAGGUCACAAGGACAAGCACCGGAUGAUGGAGAGGAAUGGGCUUGGGAAAUGACAUCAAAUUUGCUCACCUGUAGCGAUAGGUCACCUUGUGGCGGGGCCCUAAAAACACACCAUUUUGUGGCACCCAAUACUCGUGCUGAUGUCGAUUGCGGUAACGAAAAAGGUCAGUUAGAUAAGUGCUCUUGUUUCGACUAUGGGCUACGCAUGAUGGGGAAUGAAUGGGGCAUUAUGGCUCGACAAGGGGGAGGUAUGCAUCUUGGGAAUGUAGAAUACGACAUGAGGGAUGGAGCCGCGGCCGCGUUGAUAUGGUGCGAGAG
Acaulospora colombiana is the source of this 471-nucleotide messenger RNA. The record is from the annotation of a GenBank genome assembly. NCBI's taxonomy places the organism in Eukaryota, Fungi, Glomeromycota, Glomeromycetes, Diversisporales, Acaulosporaceae.